CCUUUUUUCUUCCUUCCAUGAUCAAGUCACAGUCUUUAAAAGACUCCCCCCAAAGACUUCUCCCAUUCAUCAUAACGUAACCUUCACUACCUUCUGCAGUCCCAUUCUCUUCAUUUGGCACACUGUUUAACUCACAUUUCCUCUGCUCAUUUCACUCCAAAUUUUCUUAGCCAUGUCAACCUCGAGAACCUCAUCAGAUACACCCUUCAAAGGAUAUGAUCCUAGCCAAACUCAAAUGUGUCUCUCUCUCCUCCAACGCAACACUUCUCCUUGUGGUGAGAGGAGGGGCAGAAGGAAGCAAGCAGAACCAGGGAGGUUCCUUGGUGUGAGGAGGCGCCCUUGGGGUCGAUAUGCUGCUGAAAUUAGAGACCCCACAACCAAAGAGAGGCAUUGGCUUGGCACAUUUGACACUGCUCAAGAAGCAGCUCUUGCUUAUGACAGAGCUGCUCUGUCCAUGAAAGGAAGCCAAGCUAGAACCAACUUUGUUUACUCUGAUAACAUCAACUUCCACACUCUCCAGCUUUCUCCUAUGAAUGUUCAAGUUCAACCUCUCUUGCCAGCUUCACAGUUCCUCACUACCACCACCACUCAGACCAACCAAAAUAGCCACUUUCAGGUUAUUCACAGUACUCCAAACUGUGGAAACCCCUCCCCAUUGAACAAUGACAUGUGUGUUGAAACCACAUAUGGGUCAGCUCAGGAUGAUAAUUUCUUCUUUUCCAGUGAUUCUAACUCGGGCUAUCUCGAAUGCAUAGUUCCUGAUGAUUGCUUCAGACCUGCUUCAUCCAGUUCCAACAGUUCAAACUCCAGAAAGAGCAACGUGAGUGAUCAAAAGGCUAACACAAGCUCCAUGGAGAGUACUAAUCACCAUCAUCAUCAGUACUCACAUGUUGACAUGACUUCAUUCUCUCAAGAAGGCAUUGAAAUGGCACCAAGGGCAUCUUAUAACUUUUCAGAUUUUUGUUAUCAAAGUGAAGUGAGUCAAGGAUCAUGGGAUGAUCAGCAGUCAUGGGAUUGGAAUAGCAGUGAACUUUCAGCUAUAUUUAAGAACCCAAUGAGGGUGGAAAAUGGGUGCAUGGAUGCAUUAUGCCCCAUAAAUGAUAGUCCUAGUUCAAGCUAUGGGCUAAUGAAUGAGGCUGCUUCUUCUUCUACAACCUGUUCUCCGUCACUUCCACCCUUUGGGGACGUAGACUUGGGAUACCCACUCUUCUGACGUGCAUUUAUCAAGGAGUGCCAUUGUGUACUUGUAUUGCAUGCACUUGUACGUUUUUCUUUUUAUUUUUCCUUGUAACUUGGGUCUAGCAAGCCUUUUUCCUUCUUCUAAUGUAAUUACUAAAUUGCACACAUCAUGGGGUGAGUGAGCUCUUUAGGUUUUGAGAUGUUGAAAAAAGCUCCACUGCCAGCUCUCACUUUCAAAUCAAUGGAAAGCCUUUCCUGUGA
Molecule: messenger RNA, 1440 nt
Organism: Glycine soja
Lineage: Eukaryota; Viridiplantae; Streptophyta; Magnoliopsida; Fabales; Fabaceae
Product: ethylene-responsive transcription factor ERF086-like
Exons: 1
Coding region: 173-1213 (346 amino acids)
Biological process (GO): regulation of DNA-templated transcription
Molecular function (GO): DNA-binding transcription factor activity; DNA binding
Source: RefSeq, a predicted model, not a curated record